CGCGGGCCCGCUGGAGCCCCCGGAGCCACCCGAAGCGCCCGCGAGCCGCCAGCCGGGAGGGAUCCGGGUCCUGAAGAGAAAUAUGAAACGCAAUGGAAGCAGAAAUUGUUUGAAUAGGAGAAGUAGGUUUGGUUCUCGAGAAAGAGACUGGCUGAGAGAAGAUGUGAAGAGAGGCUGUGUUUACCUUUAUGGAGCAGACACUACCACUGCCACUACAACCACCACCACCACCUCCUCCUCCUCUUCUUCCUCAUCCUCCUCUGAUGUACAUCUCGUCCUUUGCACGGUAGAGACACCGGCAUCAGAAAUAUGUGCUGGAGAAGGAAGAGAAAGUCUUUAUUUACAGCUUCAUGGAGACCUGGUCAGUAUUGUUUUCUUUUCAGAAAAACCAUGCCAGAUGGAUCACCUGGAUCGAAUCCUGCUGUCUGGCAUCUAUAAUGUACGCAAGGGAAAGACUCAGCUGCAUAAGUGGGCUGAGCGCCUGGUGGUUCUCUGUGGUACCUGCCUUAUCGUUUCCUCGGUGAAGGAUUGUCAAACUGGAAAGAUGCACAUUUUGCCUCUGGUUGGGGGAAAGAUAGAAGAAGUGAAGCGACGGCAGUACUCCCUGGCAUUCAGCUCAGCUGGGGCCCAAGCUCAGACCUAUCAUGUCAGCUUUGAGACUUUGGCGGAGUACCAGAGAUGGCAGCGGCAAGCAUCCAAGGUCAUCAAAAGCAUUGAUGUCUCUCGUAAAGAUGUAGUAACAGAUUUUAUUGAAAUGCAAUAUAAACUUUUGCCUUUGCUCUUUAGAUUUUCUCAGCUGAAGGGCCUGAACUUGUCCCAUAAUAAACUUGGGUCGUUUCCUGUGUUGUUGUGUGAGAUCUCUACCCUGACUGAGCUCAACCUUUCCUGCAAUGGAUUUCACGACCUGCCGAGUCAGAUUGGCAAUCUGCUGAAUCUUCAAACUCUCUGUCUUGAUGGCAACUCUCUGACUACUUUACCUGAAGAAUUGGGAAAUCUACAACAGCUUUCCUCCCUGGGAAUUUCUUUCAACGACUUUAGUCAAAUUCCUGAGGUUUAUGAGAAGCUCACUAUGUUAGAUAAAGUGGUUAUGGCAGGAAAUUGCCUGGAAGUCCUCAACCUAGGGGUGCUGAGCAGGAUGAACCAUGUCAAGCACGUAGAUUUGAGGAUGAACCAUUUGAAAACCAUGGUUAUUGAAAAUCUAGAGGGAAAUAAAUACAUCACCCACAUGGAUCUCCGGGACAAUCAGCUGACCGACUUGGAUCUCAGCUCCCUGUGUGGGUUGGAGCAGCUGCACUGCGAGCGGAACCAGCUGAGAGAGCUGACCCUCAGCGGCUUCUCCCUGCGCACUCUCUACGCCAGUUCCAACAGGCUGACAGCAGUGAAUGUCUAUCCAGUACCCAGUCUACUCACUUCCCUAGAACUCUCCCGAAACCUGCUAGAAUGUGUUCCUGACUGGGCCUGUGACUCAAAGAAGAUAGAAAUAUUAGAUAUGAGCUAUAAUCUUCUCACAGAGGUUCCUAUGAGAAUUCUGAGUAGCUUGAGCCUUAGGAAACUGAUGGUGGGACACAAUCAGGUGCAGAGCCUCCCCGCCCUGGUGGAGCACAUCCCCCUGGAGGUGUUGGAUAUUCAGCAUAAUGUACUCACUAGGCUGCCGGACACUCUCUUCUCCAAGGCCUUAAAUCUCAGAUACUUGAAUGCAUCUGCAAAUAGUUUGGAGUCUUUACCAUCUGCCUGCACCGGGGAGGAGAGCCUGAGUAUGCUGCAGCUGCUUUAUUUGACCAACAAUCUCCUGACAGAUCAGUGUAUACCUGUCCUGGUUGGACACCCUCACCUGCGAAUCUUGCACCUUGCAAACAACCAGCUACAGACCUUUCCUGCAAGCAAACUAAAUAAAUUGGAGCAAUUGGAGGAACUGAACCUAAGUGGCAAUAAGCUUAAAACCAUUCCCACAACCAUAGCAAACUGCAAAAGGCUGCACACCCUUGUCGCACACUCCAACAACAUCAGCAUUUUCCCGGAAAUACUGCAGUUGCCUCAGAUCCAGUUUGUAGACCUGAGUUGCAACGACUUGACAGAAAUCCUGAUUCCAGAGGCACUGCCCGUCACGUUACAAGACCUUGACCUGACUGGAAAUACAAAUCUGGUUCUGGAACACAAGACUCUGGACAUAUUUAGCCAUAUCACAACCCUGAAAAUUGAUCAGAAACCUUUGCCAACCACAGAUUCUACAGUCACAUCAACCUUCUGGAGCCACGGACUGGCUGAAAUGGCAGGGCAGAGAAAUAAGCUGUGCGUUUCUGCACUUGCCAUGGAUAACUUUGCGGAGGGAGUGGGAGCUGUGUACGGCAUGUUUGAUGGGGACCGAAACGAGGAGCUCCCUCGCCUGCUCCAGUGCACGAUGGCAGAUGUACUUGUGGAAGAGGUGCAGCAGUCAACAAAUGACAUGGUUUUCAUGGCUAACACCUUCUUGGUGUCUCACAGGAAACUAGGAAUGGCCGGCCAGAAGCUGGGCUCCUCUGCUCUCCUGUGCUACAUCCGCCCUGACACUGCCGACCCAGCAAGCAGUUUUAGCUUGACUGUGGCCAAUGUUGGCACGUGCCAAGCAGUCCUGUGCCGAAGUGGGAAGCCACUGCCCCUCUCUAAAGUCUUCAGCCUGGAGCAGGACCCAGAGGAAGCACAAAGGGUGAAGGAACAAAAAGCCAUCAUUACAGAGGACAACAAAGUGAAUGGGGUCACCUGCUGUACCCGCAUGCUGGGCUGUACUUACCUCUACCCCUGGAUCCUCCCCAAACCCCACAUUUCUUCCACUCCGCUUACCAUUCAAGAUGAAUUGCUGAUUCUAGGCAACAAAGCAUUGUGGGAACACUUGUCGUAUACGGAAGCUGUCAAUGCAGUGCGUCACGUACAAGACCCAUUAGCAGCUGCCAAGAAGCUGUGUACGUUAGCACAGAGCUAUGGUUGUCAGGACAAUGUAGGGGCGAUGGUGGUUUAUUUGAACAUUGGUGAGGAAGGCUGCACUUGCGAAAUGAAUGGACUCACCCUCCCAGGUCCUGUGGGAUUUGCUUCGACCACCACCAUCAAGGAUGCCCCCAAGCCCACCACUCCCUCCUCUAGCAGUGGGAUUGCCUCUGAGUUCAGCAGUGAGAUGUCCACCUCGGAGGUGAGCAGUGAAGUGGGCUCCACUGCUUCUGACGAGCAUAAUGCCGCGGGCCUGGAUGCUGCCUUGCUUCCACGGCCAGAGAGGCGCUGCAGCCUUCAUCCAGCGCCCACCUCUGGGGUCUUUCAGCGCCAGCCUUCUUGUGCCACCUUUUCCAGUAAUCAGUCUGACAACGGCCUGGACAGCGAUGAUGACCAGCCUGUUGAAGGGGUCAUAACCAAUGGCAGCAAGGUGGAAGUGGAAGUAGAUAUCCACUGCUGCAGAGGAAGAGAUCUCGAGAGCUCUCCUGCUCUUGCUGAGAAUCCUCCUGCCCUGUGUCCUGAGGAGCAUGCUAGAGGGUUGGGAUUUGGGAUCCGAAGACAGAGCAGUGUGACUAGUGGCAUACUGCUGCCAGUGAGUAAGGACAGGAUAGAGUUACAGAAGUCUCCCUCCACUUCCUGUCUCUAUGGAAAGAAACUCUCGAACGGCUCUAUCGUGCCCCUAGAAGACAGCCUGAACCUCAUCGAAGUGGCCACAGAAGCACCCAAGAGGAAGACUGGCUAUUUUGCUGCCCCCACUCAGCUGGAACCGGAGGAUCAGUUUGUUGUACCUCGUGACCUGGAAGAAGAAGUGAAGGAACAGAUGAAACAGCACCAGGAAAGCAGGCUCGAGCCCGAGCCCAAUGAUGAGGAUCGGACCGAGCCCCCAGAGGAGUUUGACACGGCGCUGUGACUCCACCCCCACAGUGGCACGAUGCGGGGAAAAGGC
Propithecus coquereli (Coquerel's sifaka) is the source of this 3904-nucleotide messenger RNA. RefSeq names its product PH domain and leucine rich repeat protein phosphatase 2 (gene PHLPP2). The record is from RefSeq and is a predicted model, not a curated record. Bases 83 to 3868 code for a protein of 1261 amino acids. Lineage: Eukaryota; Metazoa; Chordata; Mammalia; Primates; Indriidae. Gene Ontology annotation, molecular function: protein binding. The transcript has 17 exons.